AUGCAGCAGGCCGUUCAGGAUGUGAGUCAACUCUUGUCCUCCGAUCGUACUCUACACUGUACCUGUCAUACGCCAGAUUUAUUAAUUUCCUCCGCCGUCUUGUCAUUUCGGCUCCCCGUAUACAGGCAACACGCGCCCAGCAUUCUUUCCAACGUCUCUACUACUACUUGUAGUAGUAUUUGCAGCGUCCAUAUUGCCGUCUCCACCUCUGCGCCCCCUGCCCCUGAACUAUCCACCAGAGCUACGGCAGGAUCUGAGACACUGGAAAGUGACGUCAGUGAUACACUGGCACGCUUUCGAAGCACACCGCAGCAUGCCCAUAAGUGUACCACCAGUAUCGCACCACAAGUACGCUGGUCUAUAACUAAUAAAAGUACAGUACCUGAAAGAGCGGCAAAGACAAUCUCCAUCUGUACAUACAAUAUGUGCUACUUGUACCUCCCCCCACUAAACCACGUCUUGUACAAGAUAUCAUGA
Messenger RNA from Yarrowia lipolytica CLIB122, 477 nucleotides. NCBI's taxonomy places the organism in Eukaryota, Fungi, Ascomycota, Dipodascomycetes, Dipodascales. The record is from RefSeq and is a predicted model, not a curated record.